Molecule: messenger RNA, 459 nt
Organism: Gymnogyps californianus (California condor)
Lineage: Eukaryota; Metazoa; Chordata; Aves; Accipitriformes; Cathartidae
Product: cathelicidin-3-like
Biological process (GO): antimicrobial humoral immune response mediated by antimicrobial peptide; defense response to Gram-negative bacterium; defense response to Gram-positive bacterium
Cellular component (GO): extracellular region
Molecular function (GO): lipopolysaccharide binding
Source: RefSeq, a predicted model, not a curated record
AUGCUGAGCUCCUGGGCGCUGGUGCUGGCGGCUGGGGGGGCCUGCGCCCUCCCCACCCCGGUCCCCUUCACCUACACCCAGGCGCUGGCUCAGGCCGUUGACUCCUUCAACCAGCGCCCCGAGCUGCAGAACGUCUUCAGGCUGCUCAGCGCCAACCCCGAGCCCGGCCCGGACAUCCAGCUCAGCUCCCUGCAGCACCUCAACUUCACCAUCAUGGAGACGCGAUGCCCGGCGCGCUCGGGCGCCCGCCCCGACGCCUGUGAGUUCAAGGAGGACGGGCUCAUCAAGGUCUGCUCCGCGCCCGUGGCCCAGCGUGGCAGCCACCCCGUGCUCGACGUCACCUGCGUGGAUUCCACCGUGGAUCUCAUCCGGGUCAAGCGCUUCUGGCCGCUGCUGACGCUGGCCAUCAAGAUGGUGGCCGCCGGCAUCAACAUCUUCAAGGUCAUCAUAAGGAAAUGA